Molecule: messenger RNA, 2870 nt
Organism: Monascus purpureus
Lineage: Eukaryota; Fungi; Ascomycota; Eurotiomycetes; Eurotiales; Aspergillaceae
Source: the annotation of a GenBank genome assembly
AAGAAAGGCUGGAGGUGGGUUUAGUCCAUCGUUUCCAUUAUAUGAAGUUCCCAUUCUGGGGAUGUCCUUUUCUCAAUUCCCAUGGCGCCGGGAUCUCGAAAGAGGUUAAAGCUUAGCCCGUCAGGCGCGGACUCGCAAUCCACACCGACGUCGAACGAUAAGCAGGACUCAACCACGGACGCAGUCAAAGAACGCUCCACCUUGCGGAAGCGAGGAAGUGGACUAAACCUGUAUCUCGGCUCGUUGUCAUCGGUAUCCCUAGUCUCGUCCAAAGCGGCUCCUGUUACCGAGGUUGCCUGCGAGAGCGUAGCGUCGAGUAAUACCAUAUCCUCCUCUUCGAUCUCCCGCCACGAUUUGCCAAAGCAGCACCGCAGUUCUUCAAUCCAGUUGACACGGAAAGCAGGCGCGUCGAGCAGAUCUCUUCCUGCUGACGCGACUACGACUAGACUAAACGUGGCUUCGGACGGUUCCGCAUCUACACCAAUUGUCGACAGUCCCCAAGGAGCUGCCACCCCAACCUCGCAAUCAAGUAACAAGGAAAAGUCGGAAGAGAAUAUUACAGGCGCUGCAGGCGAAACUGUUAGGGAGGGUGAACAAAGUGCAGAAGUAGCGGCACCGCCUAGCGCUCCGAACACGGCCGGUGGAGGUGAAGGUUCCGGCAAUAUCGCAGCUCCAGAAAAUCAGACUGCCGGAUGGUUCUCGUGGUUUUAUAGUUAUAUACCCUCUGUCUCAGGGACAAGCGAUUCGACCGGCACAGAUCCGCCAGAGGUUGAGGCUGAACCCCCCACUGACGAGCAGACUUCGGGCGAGGCCGACACUCAGCCAGUCGAUAGACUUCCGGAAGAACAAAGUGAGGUGAACGAAGAUAUAGAACAAACCCCACAGCCGCAGAAGCUAUCCUGGUUCCAGAUGUGGAGAGGAGGGGGAUCAUCUUCGCCUUCCAAGGCAGCCGAAGAACCAAAAAACGAAGAACCAAAAAAGGAAGAACCUGCUGCUACGGACGCAUGCCCUCAAGUUGCCGAUACUGAAUGCCCGUCAGAUCGUCCAGCUGGCGAACUAGGACAAGCAGGCAUCACUGCCGAACCCCCUUCCAGAAAUGUUAAGUCCUCUGGUUGGUCAUUCUGGUCUAGAGAUACGUCAAAGGACUUGACAAAUGGGAAAUUGGAAGAUGUGAAGACCGUCGAAGCUUCUAUUGCACAAGAUCCAUCAAAGCCGUUGAAUCAAGAUCCGGAUGCCAACCGACAGGUCGAGAUCACGCAGAAGGGAAGUGUCAAAGCAAAGAAACAAAAAUAUAGCGUCGAAGCAGCAGCGGCAGAAGGCCUUUCAGGCCCUCCACUUACAGCUCCCAAGGCUACUGAGCCUACUGCGUCGAAACAAUUACAGAAGGUCUUACCGAACCAGGUACUACCACGCUUUAGAGAUACGUUCGCUUUGCAAGGGGCACCAUCUUUAUUGCAAACAAUUGGACGUUUCUUACAUUAUACUAAAGAGCCGGAGCGUAAACAUGUUAACGUGGUUAAGGAUCCACACCAUAUCAAGAAAGCUCUGGCUAUUGGAGUACAUGGGUACUUCCCUGCCCCCUUCAUCCGGAGUGUCCUUGGUCAGCCAACAGGGACUUCAGUGAAAUUUUGCACCAUGGCCGCGAGUGCCAUAAAGAAAUAUGCGGAAAGCCGUGGCUACGAGUGCGAGGUCGAGAAGAUUGCUUUAGAAGGAGAAGGUCGUAUCGCUGAACGUGUGGAUCUAUUAUGGAAAUUACUGCUCAAUUGGAUGGAGGAAAUAAGAAAGGCAGACUUCGUUUUAUUCGCAUGUCACAGCCAAGGGGUUCCGGUGACGAUAAUGCUAGUUGCAAAAUUGAUAGCCUUCGGCUGUCUAGAUACAGCUAAGGUGGGGGUAUGUGCAAUGGCUGGUGUUAAUCUUGGGCCUUUCCCCGAUUACAAGUCUCGUUGGAUUAGUGGUUCUGCUGGAGAGCUCUUCGAAUUUGCUCUGCCGCACAGUCGGGUUUCAAGAGACUAUGAGGAUGCACUGAGACGUGCACUGGAUUUUGGAGUUCGGAUCUCCUACAUCGGGAGUAUCGAUGACCAGUUGGUCUCUCUAGAGUCAUCUCUAUUUUCUCCCAUAUCCCAUCCGUAUAUCUACAGGGCCGUUUUCGUAGAUGGGAGAGUUCAUGCCCCAAGCUUCCUCUCACAUCUGGUCGGCUUCGCUCUGAAACUGCGAAAUCUUGGUGUUCCAGAUCACGGCCUCAUUAAGGAGCUUAGCUCUCCACUUGCAGGCAGCCUUUAUACCGGAGAGGGACAUUCACGGCUCUAUGAUGAUGAGUCUGUGUAUCAGUAUGCUCUUCAGCCUCCCCUGUCAUUCCCUUAACAUCACCCAAUAUAUAUGUCUUCAUCGGUCAGACUCUAAUCUGCACUCAUUCCAGCCUCGCCAUUGAAUUCGCCCUGGAAACAUCAAACGUCGGCGGUGCCACUUUGGAAAUCAAACGACCCACUCAACCAUACACACCAAACCCAUACAUACUCCCAUUCGCCAUGAGAGGUCUCCUGGAAGAAGAAUAUGUCCGACGUGAACUCCACCAGGAAAUGAUAGAAUUACUUAGACAAUUCGAUGACUGGAAGCCAGCUAGCAAGGUACUGAAGGACGUCAAGUUUCGCUUAGAAGGUAUACGGUCGAAACUUUAAUCAUUAGAGACGCUAUACUCAGCUUUUAUGAUUUCGAUGUCCUGUGCCCUUCUUCGCUCACCUAAGGUUAUCAUACCAUUGUCGUUUGCUAUUAUUGGAGUACAAAGAGCUGGGCGUUAGGUUAGGGAUGAGCGGUGUCCUCUUGUACAUACCUAUUGAUUAUUAUAUUAAGUCUUGCUUCUUGAUUCAACUCGA